AUGCUGACUUCUAUCCAUCCGCAUAGCCUCCAAUCUGAACUGAUGCAGCUUAUGCUCUCGCCUUCUCCCGGUAUCUCCGCAUUUCCUGAUGCUGAUGGCAACCUCACUUCCUGGACUGCCACCAUCAGCGGCCCCAACGAGACUCCUUAUGAGGGCUUGACAUUCAAGCUCUCGUUCGCCUUCCCUAACAAUUACCCUUACUCUCCACCAACCGUCCUCUUCAAAACCCCCAUUUACCACCCCAACGUGGACUUCUCUGGACGUAUCUGUCUGGAUAUCUUGAAAGACAAGUGGAGUGCUGUGUACAAUGUGCAAAGUGUUCUCCUGAGCUUGCAAAGCUUGCUCGGUGAACCAAACAAUGCCAGCCCCCUCAACGCCCAGGCAGCCGAGCUGUGGGACACGAACCAGGAAGAAUACAAGCGUCAUGUCCUUGCGAGACACCGCGACGUUGAGGAUAUUGAGUAA
This is a messenger RNA of Aspergillus oryzae RIB40, 465 nucleotides long. RefSeq names its product putative ubiquitin conjugating enzyme (UbcK). The record is from RefSeq and is a predicted model, not a curated record. The coding region runs from base 1 to 465 and encodes 154 amino acids. The transcript has 2 exons. Lineage: Eukaryota; Fungi; Ascomycota; Eurotiomycetes; Eurotiales; Aspergillaceae.